Messenger RNA from Bacidia gigantensis, 1371 nucleotides. It is a transcript of the gene RVB1, whose product is annotated as RuvB ATP-dependent DNA helicase pontin. Gene Ontology annotation, molecular function: ATP hydrolysis activity; ATP binding; DNA helicase activity. Lineage: Eukaryota; Fungi; Ascomycota; Lecanoromycetes; Lecanorales; Ramalinaceae. Gene Ontology annotation, cellular component: NuA4 histone acetyltransferase complex; Ino80 complex; Swr1 complex. Gene Ontology annotation, biological process: box C/D snoRNP assembly; chromatin remodeling; regulation of transcription by RNA polymerase II. The record is from RefSeq and is a predicted model, not a curated record. The transcript is spliced from 4 exons. Bases 1 to 1371 code for a protein of 456 amino acids.
AUGGUGACCAUUAGUGAAGUCAAAGGGAAUACGAGAGAGAACCGGACCGCAGCGCACACACAUAUCAAAGGAUUGGGAUUAAGAAAUGAUGGCUAUGCGGAGAAGUCGAGUAAUAGUUUCGUUGGGCAGACCGCUGCGAGAGAAGCCUGCGGAGUGGUCGUCGACCUUAUCAAGUCGAAGAAGAUGUCUGGACGCGCUAUGUUAUUAGCUGGUGGUCCUGGCACUGGCAAAACAGCUCUCGCCCUUGCCGUAUCACAAGAUUUGGGAACGAAAGUACCGUUCUGUCCAAUCGUGGGAAGUGAAGUCUAUUCUACAGAGGUCAAGAAGACGGAGGCUCUGAUGGAGAACUUUCGGAGAGCAAUAGGUUUGCGCGUGCGAGAGACCAAGGAGGUUUACGAAGGAGAGGUCACCGAACUCACACCAGAGGAAGCAGAGAAUCCAUUAGGGGGCUAUGGGAAGACGAUCAGUCAUCUCCUAAUAGGUCUCAAAUCAUACAAAGGCACGAAGAAAUUGCGACUAGAUCCCUCAAUAUAUGAAGCCAUACAAAAAGAGCGAGUCACAGUCGGCGAUGUCAUCUACAUAGAAGCAAACACGGGCGCAUGCAAAAGAGUUGGACGAUCAGAUGCAUAUGCGACGGAGUUUGAUCUUGAAGCUGAAGAGUAUGUACCCAUACCGAAGGGUGAGGUUCACAAGAAGAAAGAGAUUGUGCAGGACGUAACGCUCCAUGAUCUUGACAUCGCAAACGCGCGACCGCAAGGAGGACAGGAUAUAAUGAGUAUGAUGGGGCAAUUGAUGAAACCAAAGAAGACGGAAAUAACAGACAAGUUGCGAGAAGAGAUCAACAAAGUCGUGAGCAGAUAUAUCGACCAAGGGGUUGCCGAGUUGGUACCUGGAGUCCUCUUCAUUGACGAGGUGCACAUGCUCGAUAUUGAAUGUUUUACCUACCUGAACCGCGCCCUCGAAUCCCCCAUCUCCCCCAUCGUCAUCCUCGCUUCGAAUCGUGGCAAAUGCACUAUCCGCGGAACAGAAGACCUUGUGGCGGCACACGGUGUGCCACCAGACCUCCUGGCACGCCUUCUCAUCAUACCCACCGCCACCUAUUCUCCAGAAGAAGUGAAGACAAUAAUACGGUUACGAGCCAAGACCGAAGGUCUUAGUAUUACAGAACCAGCGUUGGAGAAGGUUGCUGAGCACGGUGUCAAGGUCAGCUUGAGAUAUGCUCUGCAGCUUCUCACACCGGCGAAUAUAUUGGCCAGAGUCAACCGAAAGUCCGAAAUAGACGUGGACGAUGUGGCAGAAUGUGAAGACCUGUUCAUCGAUGCGCGGAGAAGUGCGCAUAUUGUGAAUGUGGGAGAGAAUUUCAUCUCGUGA